CGGUUCCAGCAGCUAGGUUCCGCCUCCUUCUUCAUUUUUUUUUUGUUUCCGGUUCCAGUAAGAAUCCGCCCCCCCCAAGAGCUCUCCCUCAUCAAGCUUUUAAACCCAUCUUCUUCAAGGCCUUCAACCUCUUCCUCUCCAAGUCCUCAUCUUCUCCAAGGGUUCAAGCAAAGGAAGUUGGGUUUGGAGGAUCUUGGGUUCCAUUAUCAACACUUCUUCAAGCUUUGGUUUCCGAUGCCUCCACGCCGAUCUCGACUUCCUAGGAGUCGAUCCCGUUCGCAGCCUAGCGAGGAAGAAGUUCCUACAACAUCCUUCCCUCCAGCGGCUUCCUUUUUCGGGGUCGAGUUCCCCGCGGGCAGCCUUCCUCCUCAUGCUAAUACUGGUUGUAGCCGGGAGGUCUUCUCUUUAGCUUCCGUCAGGCAGGCCGUUAGUCCACUCCCUCAGUUUGACAGAGAUCGCUCCGACGAAUCCUGUCGUUUGAUACGGGAUGGAGGGCGUCAUUGCUUACGCCAGCUGAUUACGGACGCCUCCUUCACUGCAGAUUCUACUUCCACUCAGACUUUAAAGAAGCCCGGUUUUCUGUUCGGUGAUCACGCGGAGGAUCCUGCUACGUUGACUCUUACCGAUGAGCAUUGGCUGAAUCUUCAUGAGGGAGCUCUCCUGUAUAUUCCCUCCAUUCCUCGUCAAUAUUCUUUCACCCAUUUGGAGGGACAGGCCGUGGAGCGACAUAUGUCUUGGCCUCUUACCUAUGAUGCUGAGCGAGUUCAGUGUGGAUAUACCUCUCAUCAUAAGAUUCCUGGUUCUACUGGAGGCAGCGAGCUUCGAUCACAUGAGCAUUCUGUUGCGCAGCUGAUGGCUACCGUGGCGAGGAAGGAUACAGGUAGAGCCGAGUUACUCAGCUCUUUGGAUUCCGGCCGUGAGGAAGUGGCUAGAUUGAAGGAGGCCUUGAGGCACGCCGAGGAGUCCGUUACUCUUAUUGCAGAAGACCUGGCUGGAUUAGAGCGUUCUCGUGAACAGACGCUCGAGAAGCUGGGAUCCACACAGGAGAGAUUGAUGAAGCUGAAGAAUGAAGCCGCGAAGAUCUUAAGCAGUUCCGAAGACUCUGUCCGAGCUAGUCUGCAGGCAGAACUUGAGCAGAGCUAUCAAUGA
Asparagus officinalis (garden asparagus) is the source of this 1149-nucleotide messenger RNA. RefSeq lists its product as uncharacterized. The transcript has 4 exons. Lineage: Eukaryota; Viridiplantae; Streptophyta; Magnoliopsida; Asparagales; Asparagaceae. Bases 235 to 1149 code for a protein of 304 amino acids. The record is from RefSeq and is a predicted model, not a curated record.